This is a messenger RNA of Gastrolobium bilobum, 1683 nucleotides long. RefSeq names its product guanylate kinase 2-like. The record is from RefSeq and is a predicted model, not a curated record. The transcript is spliced from 11 exons. Bases 270 to 1475 code for a protein of 401 amino acids. Gene Ontology annotation, biological process: purine nucleotide metabolic process. Gene Ontology annotation, molecular function: protein binding; GMP kinase activity. NCBI's taxonomy places the organism in Eukaryota, Viridiplantae, Streptophyta, Magnoliopsida, Fabales, Fabaceae. Gene Ontology annotation, cellular component: cytosol.
UGCUUUUUGCGCUUACAAAUAUGAAAAUCUUUCUCAAAUUUUCUUCCAACUUGUUCCUCUUCUUCUUCUUCCUUCAUUCUUUGCAUCUUCCUCACUCUGUUUCCAUUUCAUGACAACAACAACAAUAGCAACAACAACAACUCUCUCUCACCCAACAACACACACAUCUUUUAUUUAAGGUUGUUAACAAACAAGUUCAACUUCCAAAACAUCACGCUUCUUCUGCUAAGGGUUUAAACCAGGAUUGCAUCGCAGACACUGAUUUGACAAUGGGAAAAGCAACAGAAUUCCUUGUUGAUGACCUGCAGGAUGGGCCUCUUAAUGGCUUUGACUUGAAAAACAGAACUUGCCAAACAACUACUAUCAUUGGUGAUAAAACGUAUGUCAUUGGUGGUGCUGAUGAUGGAACUUUGUCCAUUGAAGUUCAAAUUUUUGACCAUAAUCUUGGAGAAUGGGUUCAUCCCACUGUGCAGGGCACCAAACCCAUGUCAUGCAAAGGCCACUCAGCAGUGCCUUUGGAAGAUCGAAUACUAAUUCUUAAGAAGGGUUCUAAGCCAGAUGAUCAAAUAUGGUUUCUGGAGGUGGACACCCAAUAUGUUAGGCAGCAGCAAAAAAAUUUGGGAACUGAGGUUGUUGCGUGGAGUAAGGGUGUGAUAGGCAAUGCUGAGAAGCCAGUUGUUAUUAGUGGUCCUUCUGGAGUAGGUAAAGGAACACUGAUAUCAAUGCUCAUGAAGGAAUUCCCAUCUAUGUUUGGUUUUUCUGUGAGCCACACCACCCGUGCUCCAAGAAAUAUGGAGAAAGAUGGGGUCCAUUACCAUUUUGCUGAGAAGAGUGUAAUGGAGAAAGCGAUUAAAGAUGGAAAGUUUCUUGAGUUUGCUUCUGUCCAUGGUAAUCUUUAUGGGACGAGUGUUGAGGCUGUCGAACUGGUAGCAGAUGCGGGGAAAAGAUGUAUUCUUGAUAUUGAUGUUCAAGGGGCAAGAUCCGUAAGGGCUAGUUCUCUGGAAGCCAUAUUCAUCUUUAUAUGUCCCCCAUCAAUGGAAGAGCUGAAUAAGCGCCUUCGUGACCGAGGGACAGAGACAGAGGAACAGAUCCUGAAACGACUACGUAACGCUGAGGCUGAGAUUGAGCAAGGGAAGUCUUCACACAUAUUUGAUUUCAUCUUAUACAAUGACAAACUUGAGGAGUGUUAUGAGAAACUUAAGAAAUUAUUGGGACUUGAUGCUUUUGUCACUGCUCCACCUAAACCAGCAGUUCACAGAGAGAUUAAUCUACCAAUGGAUCAUUCAGUGUCAAAAAUUGAUGAUAAAAUCAUCAUAAACUGCAUCUCUUCAGGAUUAGAAAAGGAAUCAAAGAAUUUGAUCAUGUUGGAUGUUUCCUCAAUAAAAGGGGGUGCACCUGGUCGGACAAGAGGGCUUGAUUUACAAGCCAUUGACUCGUUUUCGGAUGGCUUGACUGAGAUGGAUCAACUUAGCUAACAUUCAAUGGAAUUGGUCAACUAACUUGGAUUCUCCAUUCAUAUGUAACUUGAGAAAAUGGGACACGUUAUAAGGCACUAGAUUUAUGUCUUUAAGCAUUUAUUUCUUUUUUUCCUUGUGACGUUCUUUGAUUUUUCUGGCAAUUGAAUUGACUUGAGGAGUGUUAGCAAUGGCACAAUUAUUAUUCCUUCCAUAGGCAAUGAGAUGA